GAGACUUGGUUCUUUCUCGUCUCGUUUUUUAGAUUGGUGAAGGUGAAGUCUCCAAGAUCAUCAUGGGGACGAAAUCGAAAUCGAAGAGGAAGAUGAUGAUCGUGAUCAUGGUGUUGUUGGUUACGAUGAUGAUGAUGAUGAUGUUUGUUGCGGAUGCUGGAAGUGAUACAAAUGGUGUGUUUGAUCCUUGCUCAGAUGCAACAAUCCAAAGAUGGGACGGUUUUACAUUUGGUCUUGCGUUUUCAACCAAAGACUCGUUCUUUUCCAAUCAGACUCAACUUUCGCCCUGUGAUAAGCGUCUAUCUCUCUCAACUGCACAACUUGCUCUCUUUCGACCCAAAGUCGAUGAGAUCUCUCUCCUUUCCAUCAACAGUAGCAACUUCAAUCCGGCCAGGGCAGGCGGGUACAUGGUGGCAUUUGCUGGACGCAAGUAUGCAGCAAGAUCACCCCCAAUAUUGGUUGCUGAUGACUCGAAUACCAUAACUAGUUUCACCUUGGUACUUGAAUUCGACAGGGGUAUUCUUCAAAACUUGUACUGGAAGAAAUUUGGGUGCAAAGCAUGCUCUGGGGAUUACUCUGUCUGCCUUAAUGGUGAGGACUGUGCUGUACCAAAUUCAAAAUGCAAAAGCAAUGGUGGGAGUUUUGACUGCAAUCUGAGCAUACAGUUAACCUUCUCAGGAACAGACAAACAUCUUCAAGUUCUUAACUCAUGGUAUGAGGUGAAAAAAUUACAAAGUUACUCGCUCUACAGCCUAUUCAAGGAUUUUCUGAUAUGACCAACCCGCUGGUAAUGAAAGGUAAGAUUGUGCUAGUAUUAGGAGGGAAAAUUCUUCCUAACGGAAGCCUAUACUGAAGUAUGUAAUUAUAUUCAGUGAAGAGUUAUGCAGAUCAUGAAUGGUACUUACAUAGCACAUUACAGGCUGAUUACAUUAUGUUAACAAA
Messenger RNA from Fragaria vesca subsp. vesca, 942 nucleotides. RefSeq lists its product as uncharacterized. The record is from RefSeq and is a predicted model, not a curated record. Gene Ontology annotation, molecular function: metal ion binding. Lineage: Eukaryota; Viridiplantae; Streptophyta; Magnoliopsida; Rosales; Rosaceae. Gene Ontology annotation, biological process: protein histidyl modification to diphthamide; tRNA wobble uridine modification. Gene Ontology annotation, cellular component: cytosol; nucleus. The transcript has 4 exons. The coding region runs from base 63 to 776 and encodes 237 amino acids.